Molecule: messenger RNA, 1121 nt
Organism: Nycticebus coucang (slow loris)
Lineage: Eukaryota; Metazoa; Chordata; Mammalia; Primates; Lorisidae
Gene: TAAR1
Product: trace amine associated receptor 1
Exons: 1
Coding region: 22-1038 (338 amino acids)
Biological process (GO): G protein-coupled receptor signaling pathway
Cellular component (GO): membrane
Molecular function (GO): trace-amine receptor activity
Source: RefSeq, a predicted model, not a curated record
GGUAGACAGCUCUCAGGAAAGAUGCCCUUUUGUCACAAUAUCCUUAAUAUGUCCUGUGUGAAAAGCAACUGGUCGAAUGACAUCCGUGCUUCCCUGUAUUCUUUAAUGGUGCUCGUAAUUCUGACAACACUGGUUGGCAAUCUGAUAGUUAUUAUUUCCAUAUCACACUUCAAGCAACUUCAUACUCCAACUAAUUGGCUCAUUCAUUCCAUGGCCACUGUGGACUUCCUUCUGGGGUGUCUUGUCAUGCCUUACAGCAUGGUGAGAUGUGUUGAGCACUGUUGGUAUUUUGGAGAAUUCUUCUGUAAAAUUCAUACCAGCACUGACAUUAUGCUUAGCUCAGCGUCCAUUUUCCACUUGUCCUUCAUCUCCAUUGACCGCUACUAUGCUGUGUGUGACCCAUUGAGAUACAAAGACAGGAUCAAUAUCUUGGUUAUUUUUGUGAUGAUAUUCAUUAGUUGGAGUGUCCCGGCUGUUUUUGCAUUUGGAAUGAUCUUUCUGGAGCUAAAUUUCAAAGGAGUUGAAGAGAUGUAUUACAAACAUGUUCCCUCUAUGGGGGGGUGCUCUGUCUUCUUCAGCAAGAUAUCUGGGGUACUUGCCUUUAUGAUUUCAUUCUAUAUACCUGGAUCUAUUAUGUUAUGUGUCUAUUAUAGAAUAUAUUUUAUAGCUAAUGGGCAGGCGAGAUUAAUUAAUGGUAUGAAUCAGAAGCUUCAAAUUGGAUUGGAAGAGAAACAUGGAAUUUUACGAAGCAAAGAAAGGAAAGCAGCAAAGACAUUAGGGAUUGUGAUGGGCGUUUUCCUAAUAUGUUGGUGCCCUUUCUUUCUCUGUACAGUCAUGGAUCCUUUCCUGGACUACACUAUUCCGCCCACCUUGAAUGAUGCUUUGAUUUGGUGUGGCUAUUUGAACUCUACCUUUAAUCCAAUGGUUUAUGCAUUUUUCUAUCCUUGGUUUAGAAAAGCAUUGAAGAUGAUUCUAUUUGGUAAAAUUUUCCAAAAAGACUCAUCUAUAUGUAAAUUAGUUUUAGAAUCAAAUUCAUAGAAUUAUUACAUUUCACUUUUGUACAAGAAAUCUGGCAAUUAUACUAUUUAUGAGCACAUGAUAACCAACUACAUGAACUAACA